Molecule: messenger RNA, 706 nt
Organism: Effrenium voratum
Lineage: Eukaryota; Dinophyceae; Suessiales; Symbiodiniaceae
Source: the annotation of a GenBank genome assembly
AGUCAUUUGUUGGCUCCAAUUGCUUCAAGCCGGUCUGAACCAGAACAGAUGGCGCGCGUGCUGUCGCUGAUCAUCUUGGCCUUGCCCCAGGCCUGGGCGCGUGGGGACGCCGCACACGCGGGCUGCUUCCUGCAUCGGGGCGACAAGAUGCUGGUUGUGAAGUUGACCUACGACGGCCACAAGUACGACAUUCCCGGAGGUCACACCAACUGGCGCGAGUCGGCGGCCUCUACUGCAGUCAGGGAGACCUAUGAGGAGUCAGGGUACCGGGCCCAAGCAGGCAAACGCCUCGCAACUGUGCGAGGGGGCUUUCAGAUCUAUGACUGCUGGCUGCAGGAUUCGCAUCCCGGCAAGGGCCAUGACAAGGAGGUCUCCGAGGUCAGGUGGAUGAAUGCAGGCGAGGUCAAGCACCACAUGAACCACGGCAGGUGGAGGUUCCAGAACGAUCAGGCCUACCUCUACCUGCGGUGGCUGCACAAUCGCGCCUACUCUGAGAACGAAAUCGAAGGCAACGAGACGAGCUUGAACGAAACGGAAGUUGAGAGCUUCGAGGGCAACGGAACCACCGCGCAGCUGAAAAGCGCGCCGGUGAACAUGACCAAUACCACAGGCCAUGAGCGUCGGCUCUUGCUCAUCUGAGCCCGACGAUCGGUUCGCCAUACUUUAGCUCACUUGCCCAAAGCGAAUCGAGCGUUAUGGUUUCCCC